Messenger RNA from Clarias gariepinus (North African catfish), 2209 nucleotides. RefSeq names its product ecto-ADP-ribosyltransferase 5-like. Bases 276 to 1175 code for a protein of 299 amino acids. The transcript has 4 exons. The record is from RefSeq and is a predicted model, not a curated record. NCBI's taxonomy places the organism in Eukaryota, Metazoa, Chordata, Actinopteri, Siluriformes, Clariidae. Gene Ontology annotation, molecular function: NAD+ poly-ADP-ribosyltransferase activity; NAD+-protein-arginine ADP-ribosyltransferase activity.
CUCCACUCCGCACCACACCACUCCGCACCACUCCACUCCACACCCUGCUCAGUGGUACUGCAGGACAGUGAUUGUUAAGUUUCCUGUCAUUUUCUUACUCACUCGGGAGGAAGAGGUUACCAGGAUUUUCAUGGCUGUCGAGUCUGAUAAAGGGGGAGCUUUCCGUCAUGUUCCUUCCUUCAGGGUGGGCACACACACAAGUAUGUACGCACACACACACAUACACACUGUACUGAGCACUGCAGUCUUGACUUCAUUAACUGGGCAGCCUGAACAUGACGAGUGGAGGGAUGGUGAGAGUGGAAUGUGAGGGAGUGUGUGUGUUCCUGCUGCUCGUCCUCGCUGCACUCCACCACACUGUGAGAGCUGAGAAGAAGACGCUGGACAUGGCUCCUGAUGCAGUAGAUGACGACUUCUCACAGUGUCGAGACAAAAUGCUGAAGGCUGUUACUGAACCGGACGGCCUGCUGGAGAAGGAACUCAAAGCUAAUAAAGAGUUUAAGGACGUGUGGAAUAAAUACAGGAAAGGGUGCACAAAGAACAUUCCUGGUGGAACAUCUUAUCACAUCAGUGCUCUACAGGUCUAUGCAAAUUCUGGGACUAAAUUCAGAAAAACAUUCAAUGACUUGGUUUACAGUAAAGGCAGCAAUAACACGACCUACAGAGAGGAAUUUCCCUUCAAGUCUCUUCACUUCCUCCUGACAGACUCCCUGCGACUGCUGAACCUCUCAAACCUCUGUCAGACGGUGUUCUACGGCACUGAAAACAUCUACACAGCACCAACGGGGACUGAGGUCCGAUUCGGGAAGUUCCUCCGAGCCCAAACUGGCAGAAGUUCUGAAAUUGAAGUAGUGGAUUCAGAAGGUAAAGGCACCUUGUUUAACAUCACUUCCUGUUCGGUGGUUAAUCUUGAGGGGAACACGUGUAAAUCUGAGCACGUCCAGUGGCUUAUUUCUCCAGCCGAGGUCUUCACAGUGCAGAACGUCACAGAUGUUGUAUCUAAAGAUGACACACCGUAUAAAGAGAUCACUUUAACACACUCACGCUUCCUCAGCAAACCCACCUGCUCCUUCUUCCACAGGAACACUGCGGAUGCUGCAUCCUCCACCUCUCUGGCGUUUCCACUGCUGACCCUGAUGGCCUCCUUGCUGAGUCACUUUACUGUGAUGGAGUGAUGCACAUGUUCCUCUACACGUUCAUAUGAAUUUAUUAGAACUUUAUUAAGGCUUGGGAUCGUUGUGUUUAUCUCAUUACACAUCUGAGCAGUUGAGGGUUUAGGGCCUUUUAUAAUAAUAAUAAUAAUAAAUAAAUAAAUAAAUAAAUAAUAAUAAUAAUAAUAAUAAACAUAAGCAUUGCAUUACCAGUCAGGCUACAUGCACUGGACUGCUAGUGUGGAUGAAGUAUGUCUGGCUACAGUGGGACAAAACAUCUAGCAUCCAACAUGUGGGAUUUCACAGAAUGCACUGCGGCGUGACGUCACAAUCCCAAGCUGUAAUUCUUUUAAUUCUUUAAUUUCUUUUUUUUAUAAAUCUAUGAUAAGGAGUCCAGGGAGCUGUCUCAAGUACCAGCAGACAAAUAAAUACCAGAUAAUAUAAAUGUUAAGGAAAGAAAUAAAAGCUUGUGUUUUCUCAUUAACACGACGACGCUCAGUCGCUUCCGCUGGUUCACUGAUUCUCAGGAUUAAUGGAAAAACACUACAGGGAAUCAUAACAGAUAAAAAUAUAUACAUUUAGAAAAGUGUGAGUAAUUUCUAAAGGUCUUAACACUGGUUUGGAAAUCACUGUCACCCUGAUGAGGUUAUUGUGACUGCUGUAUUACUGCUUUCUUUGACGUAAUGAGACAGGAAGUGGGAGAGAGAGGAAGGAAAGAGGAAGUAGUGCGUAAAGAGUUAUUACAGUUUGUCCAGAAACCGUGAAGUCUUGUACCACGUGAACUGAUUCACUGUUGACUCUGUACUUUGUGUCCAACACACACACAUGCACACACACACACACACACACACACAUUUACAUUUGGGCAGUUGGCAGACGCUCUUAUCCAGAGCGACUUACGAAACGUAUGAAACAGGUCUCAGACAGCAGGACAGUAGUUUUACUGUAAAUGUUUAUUUGUUUAUAUUUACUGUUUAUUACUGAUGUGAGAAACAUUUCAUUAAACUUCUCAGAUCCAGAGCAGUUCUUCUUCUCCAGCUCCUGGAUCUUCUGUAUGA